Messenger RNA from Bactrocera oleae (olive fruit fly), 585 nucleotides. NCBI's taxonomy places the organism in Eukaryota, Metazoa, Arthropoda, Insecta, Diptera, Tephritidae. The record is from RefSeq and is a predicted model, not a curated record.
AGUCCAUUUACUAAAUGCAUUGAUUAACCGAAAAUAAUUAAACAAGUGUUCAAACAAAAAUCAUUUGUUCUGUGAAAUCUUUUCAAGUAUAUAACAUUGUAGGAACUAUUGUGAAGAUAUCAGUUGAGUUCCAUACUCACAGUCAAUAGAAGCAAGCAGUUUGAAAACUUGGAAGAAAUAUGCCCAGGAAUUUAUUUACGCUCCUUUUCGGAGCUGCGCUAUUAAUCGCCCUAAUAAUGACGGCUCAAGCUCAGCCACCCACUAGGCGACCAACACCACCUACCAGGCGACCAACGCCCCCCACUAGGCGACCAACUGUUAGACCAACGCCCACUAGAAGACCAACACCAUCUAUAGCUCCAACCAGGAGACCUACACCAACUAGACCAUCCUAUCCAACCAGAAGGACACCACCGACCAGGAGACCUACGCCAACCAGGAGACCGACAACUACAUAGGAAAACAAGUGUCGAACAAGGAAGCAUUACAUUUUUGGAACCGUAAAACUUUUAAAGAAUAUUUUUGGAAAUUUGAUAAAAUUUAAAAUUAUCUAUUUAAAUAAAGUAAAAAAUUAUUCUCUCAAAA